CCCAAAUCUUGGCCCAUCAGUAAAGUGACGUCAAAAAAGCGAUAAAAAGGCGUCAACAACAUUUCUUGCGUAAGAACCAGAAAGAUCGAACAGGAAGAAAGAUUUUGUGUGCGGUGACUGUAAAAAUAUAACACAAUAAUAGGGUUGCGUUGUUUUCGUUACUAAAUUAAGAAAGAACUUUAGUUAAAGUGAUUUAUUUAUAGUUUUUUGAAAAUUUGACUCCGAAAAUAUAAAUUAAAAGUAAGAUUGGUGAACAAACAGAGAUAAUACUUCAGCAGAAAUAUUGAAAAAAAUGAGAUAAUUAGUGGUUCUAGUGCAUGGAAAGUAAUAGGCCAACGUUGUAUCCACUAAUAGGCCAAUUUUUGUACCAUAGACCAACGUUGCAUACCAUCGCAUCGAAUCUUUUCAGCCUAAAUAAGUAAAUUCUUGAAUAUUUACGUAAGUUUACUUCCAAUUGGUGAAACAUGCAUUGCUUAGAGCGUGUAAUAGGGUCAACAUAUUAUUUCUAGUGCUAUUAAUUCAUGAGUUAUGGUCAAAAUUGUCAAGGCGGCUUGCAAAUUAGGCCAAGGAAUGGUACAUAUACCCUAAAAUGAGUAAGAUUCGCACAAAACUGAGCUCAACUGGAACAGCUAAAAAAAUGAGUAAAUUGCAUUUAAAGCAAUAGCGCUGGCCCAAGUGUAAAAAUCCAACUGGUUUAAGCCGUAUAAUAUUCUUCACAUCAUUAAUAUUAUACGGCUUAAGGCCCCUUAACGUGUCAGCUCAAAUUUUGCUCUUCUUAUUUGAUUCUUAUUCCAAACAAUCAUCAAGCACGAUAGUAGUUGUGUAGCCUUUCUAUACCAAUUCCAUAAACAAACAAACAAAAAUAGCACCUCUUUGUCUCGGUACCUCCAAUGUAAACAUUUCGAGAAUAUGAAUCACUUGAAAGCAACUCAAGCAGUAAACUACUCUACUUCAAUGAAUAACAAGGAAACAUAUCCAAAUGUCACGAAAAAUGUUAGAUUUUUUAUGUAACAAGCUAGAAAUGAUCGAAUUAUUUUGGUACGCUCUCCACUGUUUAUGUUUGCUGCUGCAACAGCAGUGCUAGCGGACCGCUUGGUGAAGAUUUCGUAAAUUACAAUGCUUUGCUUAUUUCACUAGCAAUUGUGGUAAAAAAGUUAAAAAAUAAUCACCCCUCAAAUUAUUUUUGAUUUUAUGACGCAUAACCAAUGUGUUUGACUGGAUUUUUUAAUUAAUUUCGAUCAAUUUCGUUGAUGCUUAGGCCAGCAGGAUCGACAUCACUGCGUGCAAUGAUCGAUAAUUGUGUGCGCCAAAAGACAUCACCGCACUGCCGCCGUCGUCGUUGGUACUGCGGUGGGUGGUAAACACCGCCAACCACAUUUUAGUGCGGUCGAAACAAAUCGUUAAAAAUUUCUACUUUCGAGUGAACUAAUGCUUAGUAAUCGUGAUUACUUGGAAAGAGGCUUGUAUUUGAAGUAGUGUGAAUACAUUUUUAUGCUGAAUAUCUCGCGUGAAAUUGAUUAUUUUAUAGAAUAAGAUAAGUGUCGAUUUUUUACAAAUAUGUAUUGGUGCAAUGUUGUGUAAAGUUGAUUUCGGCGAAUGAUUUUGAAGAAGCCAUUUUGCGAUGACACGCUAAGGGGCCUUAAACUGAUGAGUCGCACUUGGGCCAGCGCUCAACAUAAAUAUCUAAAUACGCAUUUAGAUACGUUGACCAGCGCUAUCGUUGGAAAUGCAAUUUACUCAUUUUUUGAGCUGUUCCAGUUUAGCUCAGUUUUGUGUGUAUUUUCAGGCCGUGUACAGCAUUAAGGCGAAACUGGAUCCAUUUCCUCACUUUUUGGUUUUUGAUAUUUUAUUAAAUAACAAAACAAUAUUUUUAAAAUCGGUUUUCGUACACAUGUAGAGUACACGCAGAAAAAUAUCUGCUAAAAACAACAAUAUUUGACUUAAACUCAAUCAAAAUUUCACUUUGUUCUGGCCUCAAAAAGAAAUAUUAUUGUUUAUACAAUCCAGUCUGUUUGUUUUUAAGUGAAGAUUGAUUGUUGAAAGUAAUAUGUGAGAUUCUACCAUCGACUUUCGUUGUUUGACAGGUGCAAAUUAAAAUAGGAUUGUUUAUUUUAACAUAAAUUGAUUUUACUUUCUAUCGUAUCGUAUAUUGAAAAUAAAAGCAUAAUAUUAUUUACAUAUGAAUAUUUCUUAUUUUUGUUUUCAUUUUAUUUUCCAUUUCUUGCUAUCAAAAGCCAAUGUUAGUUGCUAAGUAUAAUGAUUUUUGAUCAGCAUCAUGGUGCACCUUUUUACCCUUCUUACACCCAUAAGAAGGGUAUAAAUACCGCUUGGAAAACCGACUUUCGAUCCGAGGCCCGCAGGGCCGAGUCACAUAUACCAAUCAACUCAGCUCGACGAAUUGAGCAAAUGUCUGUAUGUGCGCGCGUGUGUGUGUGUGUGUGUGUGUGUGUGUGUGUGUGUGUGUGUGUGUGUGUGUGUGUGUGUGUGUGUGUGUGUGUGUGUGUGUGUGUGUGUGUGUGUGUGUGUGUGUGUGUGUGUGUGUGUGUGUGUGUGUGUGUGUGUGUGUGUGUGUGUGUGUGUGUGUGUGUGUGUGUGUUUUUUCCUCCCUACCUCCCUCAGCAGAGAAAACCGAAUGGCAGUAGGGACGGAUGUCCUGGGGCCUGACGCACCCCCCCCAUUUGCGAGUCAGCCGCGUAGUUGCCGGCUAAGAAUAGGACUACUAACCCCAAUUCAAGGUGUCAAGCGACCCGUGCCGAGGAAUGAGUGAUCGAGGGGGUGAAAAAGAUGCUCGAUCUUUAACGGAGCCUGUGGGGUACCUGGGCAUCCCCCACAGUAAGCUGUCCCUUACCGCGUUAAUGCAGAGCUCUGGCGUGGUGGACAUUCUUUCUCGUGCGACUCGUGGGAAUAAAAUAUGAGUAAACAUCCAAUUCAAAAAACUAGUGCAACAGGUAGUAGUGGUGCGAUCAACCCCUUCGCAAGAAGCAAGUUGAUGAGGUCUCCAACAAGGAGCAGCGAGGAGUCAGGUGCUGGAAGCUGCUUACGCAGCUCAAGCGUGGGAGCUCCUGUCCACUCCACGGCAAGCCAGCCGGCGGAGGUUAUGGACGGAGCAUGGUUGCUGAGGGCCAUCAGCCAAGAAGCAGGAAAAGGACGGCCCGCAUUAGAGGUAGCUGAGCAGCAGCUUGGCAAAAUUAUCGACUUUGCGACAACUAAGUCGAAUAUAAGCAAGGACCUGAAAACGGCCUUGCUUCGGCUUAGAGCGUCUGUCGAUGAGGCCAAGCAGGAGCACGCGGUCGCGUUGCUGGCUGCAGCAGCGGCGAAACCCGCAAAGGAGAAAGCGUCUAAGUUUACACAAACGGAGGCCUUCUCCUUCGCGGGUAGUCCGAAGAGAGUGGAAGCGAAUGCUCGUGACAAACGUGACAAGCAUUCGCAGAAGCGGAUGAGGCAGCCGUCAGGUGAGAAGCUGUCUGGCGGCGCCCGCAAGGCCAGGCGUAUAAUAACCCCGAAAGCCGGUGGUAAUGCCGGAAAGUCGGACCCCAGCCAGGGUUCCCGGAAAGCUGGGAAGGGAGGGCCUGAAAAGGCCGGCCCGUCCCGGAAUGAUGGGAACAAGGGGUUGUGACUAAUGGUGGGCCCUCAGCAGCCACAGAGCAGGGCGAUCCAAGGAGAGGACCCUCCUUGGACAAAGGUAGAGCGGAAGAGGAAGAAGAAGGUGAAUCCGCAGGCAGAAGUGCAGGACGCCAAGCCAAGGCGUAGGAAGGCAGGUGCCAGGCGCGAGAAAGGCGACGCCCAAGUAAUCACUAAGCACUGGCGUAAGCGGUCUAAAGGUCAUACAGCAGCUUUUUCGUGUCAACAGGCUCAGUAGGAAAUUUUUAAAUGCUCUCAGGCAUUAUAAAUAGUAAGCACUGAAAUAAGCCGUACAUCAGUAUAUGACGCUAUGCUAUAGUGCUUGUAAACCCAGUGUCUAUCAGCCGAAUAAGAAGCCUGACAGUGCUGUUAAAAGGCUUGGCGUGCAUGACGUUUUUAUCAAUCGAAGCUGAUUUCAAGCAAAACAAAACAAAACCGAAGCAAUACAAUAAAAUCUCCUUGGAAAUUUCGUACUAUCGAUAGUGCGGUGGAAGCUUGUCGUCGGACACUUCAAGCAUUAAAUACAUUGAAACAGCAAAUGUAUAGCUGCUUCCUCGAUUAUGAUAUAAAUGCAUAAGAUGUUUAUCUGUGGAGUUUCAAUCGUUUUUCCUACAGACGAACACCAAAACUAAUCGAUGGGCCCCAUUUUGAUUCCUCUUGUUACGGAACCUCGUCAACCUCCCAAACUUCCCUAGUUGCAUAUCUUGCAGAUCUCUCUCCACUCUCCAUAAAACCAUUUUAUACAUUUCCAAUGCGGCCACAUUGUGCCCGAUUUCAUAUCCGAACAUCGGAUCAUCCGGAACAUUCGAAUCGGAACAUCAAUGCUGUCCCAACUUGUUGCCUUCUUUUCCUUAAAUACGGGGCUGAGCAAACCGAUCUCUUGGUGCAUCGAUGGAGCAGAUGGGAAACGUGACGACAUCCACUUAAGACUUACGACCCCGAGAACAUCAGAUCGAAUCUCGAUCAGGCCGUAAAAAUCGAAGAAAAGUAGACUUCGAUGGAAAACAUCCGGAGAAAAAAAAACAAAGAAAGUAAAUAACUUUUUUUUUCUUUUUUCUUGACCCAUUUUUGACAACUCUUUCACCAGAGACUCGGUACGCAGAUUGAAGCUGGCCGUAUAUCAGCCGAAUAUUUCGCCAAAAUUGGCCUUUAAGCAGAUCUAUUAUAGGAUGUAGUUCUAAUGAGCUCUGUUAAAAUUGCUCUUCAUGUGGAUAUAGAACCAACUUGGUGCCAAUUUUUAUGGCUUAGUGGUUACUUGGGCGCUAUCGUCAUCAAGACCGAACAGUCUAAGUACUCGGACGUCUUGAAGACGAUGCGAAGCGACGCCAAGCUUGAGGAUCUCGGAGCCGACGUACGCAGUAUUAGACGUACUCGUACGGGUGAGAUGAUCCUGGAGCUGAAGCGCCAGAAGGAGCACAAGGGCGCCGCCUACAAGAGGCUGGCAGAAGAGGUCCUUGGUGAGGGUGUGCAGGUGAGGGCUUUGACACAUGAGGCGACUCUGAAGGUCAAAGACAUUGACGAGAUCACCGAAGUGGAAGAGCUCGUCACGGCACUGCGGCAACAGUGCGCCGCAGCCGUUAAGCUACGGAGAGGGCCAGCAGGGACACCGAUAGCCUUGGUUCAGCUACCUGUGGCGGAUGUUAAAAAGUCCGUUAAAGUAGGAAGUAUAAAGGUGGGCUGGUGUGUAUGUCACCUGACAUUCCACGAGCCACCAGAGGUUUGCUUCAGGUGUCUGGAACCAGGACACAAGUCGUGGGACUGCAAAGGCCCCGACAGGCGCAAACAGUGUAGGCGAUGCGGCGCUGAAGGUCAUAAGGCCCAAAGCUGCACGAGUCCGCCCAUCUGCAUGAUCUGUACCGGGAAAACCUCGAAAAAACAGACAUACGAUGGGUGGUCCAGGGUGCCCGGCCUUUAAGAAAGCUGCAGUGAACAACAAAUCACAGUGCAGGUAACGCAGCUGAACCUGAACCACUGUGAUGCGGCUCAGCAACUGCUUUGUCAGGCGGUUUCUGAGUGGGAGACGGAUAUCGCCAUCAUUUCGGACCCAUACCGAGUACCCGCCGGCAACGGCAACAGGGCCUCGGAUGGGACCAGAAAAAUGGCGGCGAUAUGGACGACGGGUAAAUACCCCGUGCAGGAGUUGGUGUCUACUACCUACGAGGGCUUCGUGGUCGCCAAAGUAAACGGGGUCUUCUUCUGUAGCUGUUAUGCGCCUCCGCGGUGGCCGAUCACGCAAAUGCUGGACCGCUUAACGACCGUGCUAACAGGGCGAAGGCUGGUGGUAAUAGCGGGUGACUUUAAUGCCUGGGCUGUGGAAUGGGGAAGCCGUUUCACGAACCAGCGGGGUCAGAUCCUGCUAGAAACACUGGCCAUCUUAGAUGUCGACUUGGCUAACGUCGGCACCAAGAGUACCCAUAGUCGAAACGGAGCGGAGUCAAUUAUUGACGUGACCUUUUGUAGUCCUGGCUUAACAAGUAGUUCGAACUGGAGAGUAGAUGAUGGCUACACUCACAGCGACCACCUGGCGGUUCGCUACAGUAUCGACUACAACAACAGCAGACAGCGGAUAGAAGAAGAGGCGGCUAGGCCAAGGCCAAGCCCUCGUAGGUGGAAGACAUCAUACUUCGACGAAGAGGUAUUUAGGGAAGCACUCCGCCGUGAGCGAAACUUAAUCGUUUUAGACGGCGACGAGCUGGUAGCGGUGCUCUCACGUGCGUGUGAUGCGACCAUGCCUAGGCGAGUCCAUCCUAGAAAUGGGAGGCCACCGGCUUACUGGUGGACCGACGCGAUUGCGGACCUGCGCCGCGCCUGCCUACGGGCUAGGCGGCGGAUGCAGCGAGCACGAUCAGAGGAAGAGCGAAACGAACGGCGGGUGGUGUUCGCCGCUGCAAAAGCCGCGCUCAAGACCGAGAUAAGAGCUGGAAAGUACUUACAGGCUUAUGUGUCUGAGGGUUGCAACCCGGAUAAAAACGAACAAUUAAGGCUAUGGGAAAAACAAUUGAAAAACCUUAAGCGCGUACCGUACCGUGUCACACGACGCUCUCUGUGUCAUUACUGGUAUGGUGCCUAUCAGCAUUCUUAUCAGUGAGGACAUGGAGUGCUUCGAAAUGCGCGGCACAAGAGGCAUACGCAAGACUGUCAGGAUGGCCUCUAUGGUCAAAUGGCAGCGCGCGUGGAACAGUUCCACCAAAGGAAGGUGGACCCAUAGGUUGAUACCGAGGGUAGAUAGUUGGAUUAAUAGGCGCCAUGGGGAAGUUACAUUCCACCUGACACAGGUCCUUACAGGUCAUGGUUGCUUCCGACAGUAUCUACACCGUUUCGGGCAUGCGGAUUCUCCCGAAUGCCCAGUGUGCAAUGGUUUAGAGGAAACGGCGGAACACGUUUUGUUCGUGUGUCCGCGUUUUCGCACAAUGCGUGACCGCAUGCUUGCCACAUGCGGGGAGGACACAACUCCGGACAACUUGGUCCAGAGAAUGUGUAGGGAUGAGAUUAGCUGGAAUGCCGUUUCAACGGCUAUCACCCAUAUCGUCUGGGAGCUACAGAGGAGGUGGCGCGUGGACUCGGAGAAUGGUUAGUCCAGAUGCAGUACAAGAGGUGGUCCAGGGGUUCGAAGUCGGCUUCGUAGGUCAUACCGGUGCCCUGCGGCCGAAAUCGACCCUUACAGCGAUUAAGUGGCCGCGGAGAGGAAGUCCCGGUAGCGGUGCUGUCGUGGCGUCAGUCUACUGGGUUGGAUCCGAGCCCGCGGUUGGAAAGGGGUCCCCGGCAUGGGUCGGGGUAGGUGAGACCCUGCUAUCUGCAACCUACGGAUGCAUCUGAUAGGGCCUGAAGGGUAGUGAUAUCCUUCCUUUGCGGGCAGGUCAGAUCGGGUUGCAUGUGGGCAUCAGUUCUUGAUGUCCGCUCAGCAGUAGGGCGCGGGCGGAGUUGACCCUGCCCGCCUUCCGAGGACAAAGGGAGCAGUCUUCAAAAUAUCCUUUGCAUUUCGUUGCUUUGAUCUAAAAACUAAGGAGUAGAAAAAUGCACGCUCCUUGUUUGGCGAAUCAACUUAGCUGCGAUUUGCUCCUCUCAUUUUGGCAAAAUACUGCAUCAUUGAUCUAAAUCAUUGAUCAACUCUUCGCACACGGCGGGCAAUGUUUCAGGCAUAACAACCGUAUGCGGUAGGCCUAGCAACGCUAGUAACAAAUUUAAUUUGCGUCUGGUCGAAAGUCAACUAAGUCCUGGUCCUUCCUUCAGACAACAUUGAUCGAGAAUGGGCGAAAAUGAAAUAUGUUGACCGGUCUUAUUCUAGCCUUUCCUACACAUGGUGGAUCUGACUGGUUGGGUGGGGUCCCGGAUCGCCUCAAUGAAAAUAAUCCCACGGAAAUGCAUUAAACCAAAUCGAUCCAAAGUAAUGAAGACAGCUGCCAAAUUUUCUAAUUUUUCAUCUGUUUUAUUUUGUAAGGAGCAGCAAAAUAAUACCAACCAAAUAAAAAGUUCUUUCUAUA
Molecule: messenger RNA, 8102 nt
Organism: Aedes albopictus (Asian tiger mosquito)
Lineage: Eukaryota; Metazoa; Arthropoda; Insecta; Diptera; Culicidae
Exons: 2
Coding region: 5720-6709 (329 amino acids)
Molecular function (GO): catalytic activity
Source: RefSeq, a predicted model, not a curated record